Podospora anserina S mat+ is the source of this 2379-nucleotide messenger RNA. RefSeq lists its product as uncharacterized. Lineage: Eukaryota; Fungi; Ascomycota; Sordariomycetes; Sordariales; Podosporaceae. The record is from RefSeq and is a predicted model, not a curated record. Gene Ontology annotation, molecular function: oxidoreductase activity, acting on CH-OH group of donors; flavin adenine dinucleotide binding. The coding region runs from base 1 to 2379 and encodes 792 amino acids. The transcript has 8 exons.
AUGAAGCUUCUCAGCCGUGUUGGCGCGACUGCCCUCGCGGCGUCGCUUUACCUGCAGCAUGGCAUCGCGCAAAUGGCUGAUGGUACCUACACUGAUCAAACGUCCGGCAUCAAAUUCAAGACGUGGACUCAAGGCACCGAGGCUACCGAAGCCUCUCCAUUCACCUUCGGUCUGGCUCUCCCAGGUGAUGCUUUGACCAAAAACGCCAACGAGUACCUUGGUAUCCUCGUACGCUGCAAAAUCGAAGAUGCCGCUGCUCCCGGCUGGUGCGGUCUUUCCCACGGCCAGGCCGGUCAGAUGACCAACGCCCUGCUCCUCGUUGCCUGGGCCUCUGAGGGAACUGUCUACACUUCUUUCCGCUGGGCCACCGGCUACACCUUACCUGGCCUCUACACCGGCGAUGCAAAGCUGACCCAAGUUUCUUCGAACGUCACCGACACCCACUUCGAGCUGAUCUACCGUUGCCAGAACUGCUUCUCCUGGAACCAAGACGGCACCAGCGGCAGCGUCGAGACAACACAGGGAUUCCUCGUUUUGGGUCACGCGGCUGGCAGCUCUGGUCUGGAGAACCCAACCUGCCCUGACCGCGCCACGUUUGGCUUCCACGAUGCUGGCUUUGGUCAGUGGGGUGCUCCCUUGGAGGGUGCCACUUCCGAGUCGUACGCCGAGUGGGCUCAGCUUGCUACGACUACUCCUGAGACUGACUGUGAGGGUACUGGUCCUGGUGAUGCUGAGUGCACUCCUGCUCCCGAAAAGGUCUAUGACUACAUCGUUGUUGGUGGCGGUGCCGGCGGUAUCCCCGUUGCCGACAAGCUCAGCGCCGCCGGCCACAGCGUCUUGCUCAUCGAAAAGGGACCUCCUUCCUCCGGUCGCUGGGGUGGCACCAUGAAGCCCAAGUGGCUCGAGGGAACCAAUCUCACUCGCUUCGAUGUCCCCGGCCUCUGCAAUCAGAUCUGGGUCGACAGCGCCGGCAUUGCCUGUACUGAUACUGACCAGAUGGCUGGUUGUGUUCUGGGCGGCGGUACUGCUGUCAACGCUGGUCUCUGGUGGAAGCCCCCCGCGUCUGACUGGGACUACAACUUCCCCGCUGGCUGGAAGUCCAAAGAUGUUGAAGCUGCCGCCAACCGUGUCUUCGACCGGAUUCCUGGUACCUUCAAGCCAUCUGCUGAUGGUGUCCUCUAUCGCCGUGAAGGCUUCGAUGUUCUUUCCAGUGGCCUGAGGAAGUCGGGCUACAAGGAGGUUGUUGCCAAUCAGUCGCCCAACGAGAAGAACGGCGCGUUUGCGCACACCCACUUCAUGUUCCGAUACGGUGAGAGAGAUGGCCCGCUUGCCACAUACCUUGUUUCAGCCAACAACCGUGACAACUUUGACCUCUGGACUGGCAGUGCUGUGCGCAGGGCUAUCAGAACAGGUGGCAAGGUUACCGGUGUUGAACUCGAAUGCUUGAGGGACGGUGGCUACAGCGGUGAAGUCAAGAUUAGCGCCAAGGGUGGUGUCAUCUUCUCUGCUGGUACUUUUGGCUCUGCCAAGCUUCUCAUGCGCAGCGGUAUCGGUCCCCGUGACCAGCUCGAGAUCGUUGCCGGCUCCAAGGACGGCGAGACCUUCAUCUCUCGGGAUCAGUGGAUCGACCUCCCGGUCGGCUCCAACCUGAUUGACCAUCUCAACACCGAUCUUAUCUUGACUCACCCCGACGUCGUCUUCUAUGACUUUUACGAGGCCUGGACUGCCCCCAAUGAGGGUGACAAGGAGCGUUAUCUCAACAACCGCACUGGUAUCUUGACCCAGGCUGCCCCCAACAUCGGACCCAUGGUCUGGGAAGAGGUUACUCCUUCUGACGGCAUCCCCCGUCAAUUCCAAUGGACAGCCCGUGUUGAGGGAGAUGGUCGCAUCACUGACUCCCCACAUGCCAUGACUCUCAGCCAGUACCUCGGAAGAGGUGUCGUUUCCAGAGGCCGGAUGACCAUCACCCCUGGUCUCGCCACCGCUGUUUCCGAGCACCCCUAUCUCCACAACGCUGGUGACAAGGAGGCCGUUAUUGCUGGUAUCAAGAAGCUUCAAGCCGCCCUCAACGUGAUCCCCAACAUCACUUGGGUCCUUCCCCCUCCCACCGGAACUGUUGAGGACUAUGUCAAUGGCCUCCCUGUCUCCCCAUCCGCCCGCCGCUCCAACCACUGGAUGGGUACUGCCAAGCUUGGCACUGAUGAUGGUCGUGAGGGUGGUACUGCCGUAGUUGACUUGGACACCAAGGUCUAUGGCACUGACAACCUCUUUGUGGUUGACGCCUCCAUCUUCCCUGGUAUGUCGACGGGUAACCCGUCUGGCAUGAUUGUCAUCGCGGCUGAGAAGGCUGCUGAGAGGAUCUUGGCGCUCAAGGCUUAA